UGUUUCACACUCGCACAGUUGGUCGUACAAGAGCGAUGACAGAAUGCCCGUUCAACAGAUAACACGAGACGAGAGAGCGAGUCGGGGUCGAAGCGCGCAAACAUGCUCGCCCCACUCCAUCGCUGCAAACGCUAAAUUCGGAUUGAUUGGAUGAUUGAUUGAUUUACGGGAUGAUCAUGCCCAGCGCCAGCGUGUCGGUGCGGAGUUUAUCCGAAGUGGAGAAACACCUCGGUAGCCGGAUGGACCGGAGUGCCGAGGGCAGCUUCCUCAGCCUCCCCGUGCGCCGAGGUUCCUCGGAGAACAACCUGGACCUGGACCAGGAGCGCAGCGACGCCGUCACGUCUCCAUCCUCGGAGGUCCAGCGCAGCCGCUCCUGCUUGGACAACCUCCAGCAGAAGAUCCUGAAAGUGACGGAGCGGCUGAAGAUCGAGCAGACGGCGCGGGACGACAACGUGGCCGAGUACCUGCAGCUGGUCAACGGCGCCGACAAGCAGCAGCUGGGCCGCAUCAAGCAGGUGUUUGAGAAGAAGAACCAAAAGUCGGCGCACAACAUCGCCCAAAUGCAGAAGAAGCUGGAGCAGUACCACCGCAAGAUGAAGGACAGCGAAGUCCAGCAUGCGCCGCCAGCGCCAGCCUCCUGCGGCAAACACAGCACCAUCCCCAGGGAGUCUCGCCGGGAGCUGCUGAGGGACAUGACGGGCAGCGGCAGGCACCCCACCAUGGACAAGAUCAAGACCAUCGGACCUGGCGUUUCCCUCUCACCUCCUUUCUUCUUCAGCAAGCCCAGAGAGUUUGCCAACCUCAUUCGGAACAGGUUUGGCAGCGCUGACAACAUCGCCCACAUGAAGGUCUCGGUGAGCGUGUCACCGCCGCUGCCGCCGCCGCCGCUGCCGCCGCCGCCGCCCGACGAGGCCAAGGCACUGAGCGGCGGCGGCGGCGCCUCGCCGGCGGCGGCCAAACCCAAAUACCCCAGCGAUGACGAGUGCUCCUCGGGCAGCGCCUCCAAUUCGGCCGACAGUAACGGCGUCCCGGGACAGGGCCGUCCGGCGGAGGGCGACGCGCUCGCCCGCCUGGCGGCCGGCGCGGAAGAGGCCCGAGUCAUUCGAGAGGCGCAGAACCAACUGGAGGAGGACAUGGAGGAGAUCAAGGCCCAGUUGAAGAGGGAUUUUGGCGUCCUCAGCCAAACGCUGCAGGAGGAGCGCUACAGGUCUACGCGUUUGGAGGACCAACUGAACGACCUGACGGAGCUUCACCAACACGAGAUGACGGACCUGAAGCAAGAGCUGGCCAGCGUGGAGGAGCGGGUGGCCUACCAGGCUCAAGAGAGGGCACGCGACAUCCAGGAGGCCCUGGAGUCGUGUCAGACGCGCGUAUCCAAGCUGGAGUUCCAGCAGCAGCAGCAGCAGACGGCGCAACUGGAGAGCGGCGACGCCCGCGUUCUGCUGGGCCGCAGCAUCAACAUCAUGCUGGCCAUCAUCACCGUCAUCCUGGUGUGCGUCUCCACCGCCGCCAAGUUUGCCGCCCUGCUCCUGAGGAGCCGCCGCCACGUGGCGGCCACCUUGCUGGCCCUCUGCCUCCUCGCCGCCUUCUGGAAGAACCGCGAGCGCCUGCACUUUGCCAUCGACCGACUGCUGCUGCCCGCGUAGCGCCCGCUGGCCGGCCGUUGCUCGUGCGCCUUGGGCAGACGGCAAUCUGGCUCCCUGACCAUUCCGCUUGGCAACAAUCUCACAUGCGUCACUACAAGUUGUGACUCUGGUUGACGUUUGUGCGUUGUCCUGCUCAGGCUUCCACGUUUUGUUUUGAAACGUCUUUGAAGGACCGGCGCAUUCCAGAAGGAUCGUAGCAAAAAUGUGCCUUCAGAAAAAGUUGGAUCAAAUUGCUGACUGGGCGGAACGAGGAAGCGUGCCCGCCCGCCCGCCUUCCUGACUCCUCCGGAAGCAAUCGUGACAAAUUGACAAGCGUAGCAAUUGACAAGUGUACGUACACUCAAUAUCUGAAAAUGAACUUCCACUUACUGUCGUGUUUAGCUUUAGUCUUUUGUUUUUAACCGAAUCUAAUCUUUGUGAUUGAUGUCAUUUUUUUUUUUUUUUUU
This is a messenger RNA of Syngnathus acus (greater pipefish), 2092 nucleotides long. Its product is annotated as transmembrane and coiled-coil domain protein 3-like. The transcript is spliced from 4 exons. The record is from RefSeq and is a predicted model, not a curated record. Bases 171 to 1646 code for a protein of 491 amino acids. Gene Ontology annotation, cellular component: endomembrane system. Lineage: Eukaryota; Metazoa; Chordata; Actinopteri; Syngnathiformes; Syngnathidae.